GAAAAAUGUGCGAGAUGCUAGAAAUCAAAACCUGCCGAAUGAACUUCCUUUUCCGCUUUGAACCAAUUCGGCGACCAAGAUGGUUCGCAUGAAUGUGCUGGCAGAUGCCUUGAACUCGAUAGCAACCGCUGAGAGGCGUGGCAAGAGACAAGUUCUCAUUAGACCAUGCUCAAAAGUUAUUAUCCGAUUCCUUACAGUGAUGAUGAAACAUGGGUACAUUGGAGAAUUUGAGAUUGUAGAUGACCACAGAAAUGGCAAGAUUGUUGUCAAUCUCACAGGCAGGCUGAACAAGUGUGGUGUAAUCAGUCCACGUUUUGACAUUGCAAUGAGAGACAUGGAGAAAUGGACCACCAACCUUUUGCCUUCAAGACAGUUUGGAUUCCUUGUAUUGACGACUUCAGGAGGGAUCAUGGAUCAUGAAGAAGCAAGAAGAAAACAUCUCGGUGGAAAAAUUCUUGGCUUCUUUUUCUAAUGUAAAAAAAACUGUAAAUAAACCUGCCAGGGAA
Mercenaria mercenaria is the source of this 506-nucleotide messenger RNA. RefSeq names its product 40S ribosomal protein S15Aa. The transcript is spliced from 5 exons. Lineage: Eukaryota; Metazoa; Mollusca; Bivalvia; Venerida; Veneridae. The coding region runs from base 80 to 472 and encodes 130 amino acids. Gene Ontology annotation, biological process: translation. The record is from RefSeq and is a predicted model, not a curated record. Gene Ontology annotation, molecular function: structural constituent of ribosome. Gene Ontology annotation, cellular component: ribosome; cytosolic small ribosomal subunit.